Molecule: messenger RNA, 663 nt
Organism: Aspergillus heteromorphus CBS 117.55
Lineage: Eukaryota; Fungi; Ascomycota; Eurotiomycetes; Eurotiales; Aspergillaceae
Product: MMtag domain-containing protein
Exons: 3
Coding region: 1-663 (220 amino acids)
Source: RefSeq, a predicted model, not a curated record
AUGGAUUUGGUCGCUGGAGUUCGCAAAGAAGGCAGUCGCGGCGGCCGCGGCGACUUCAAAUGGUCCGACGUCAAGGACUCCUCGCACCGCGAGAACUAUCUCGGCCACUCGCUCAUGGCUCCCGUGGGUCGUUGGCAACAGGGUAAGGAUCUAUCCUGGUAUGCGAAAGGAGACGCCGACGACGAGGACCAGGCCAGAAAGGAGCGCGAGGAGAAACAACGCGUCAAGGAAGCCGAAGAAGAAGCGAUGGCACGAGCGCUGGGUCUUCCCGUGCCCACCAAAUCCUCAGAUAACGCCAACAUGGUUCCGCUAGGCAAUAGGGAAGGCCAAAACCCAGCCCUGGAUACCGCAGCGGGUGAGGACUUGGAGGAGGAUGGUGUAAGGAAGGGUGUUGGGUACGGGACCGGGACCGAGACCGGGAACGUAGGCAUCGCAGACAUCGAGACGAGGGGGAACGUCAUCAUCGGAGUCAUCGCCACGGAUCGAGAACGAGAUCCCGCGAUCGCGAUCGCGAUCGCGAGCACAGGAGAAGACACUCGCGCUCACGGUCAAGGAGUAGAGAUAGAAAGCGCGAUGAACACAGGAGACACCGAGAGGACCGGCAUCGAAACCCCCCGAGGGAGAAGGACUCUUCUGACUAUCAUCGACGACGCUGAGCUCUAG